Molecule: messenger RNA, 7231 nt
Organism: Vicugna pacos (alpaca)
Lineage: Eukaryota; Metazoa; Chordata; Mammalia; Artiodactyla; Camelidae
Gene: KCNH5
Product: potassium voltage-gated channel subfamily H member 5
Biological process (GO): regulation of membrane potential; potassium ion transmembrane transport
Cellular component (GO): voltage-gated potassium channel complex; plasma membrane
Molecular function (GO): voltage-gated potassium channel activity
Source: RefSeq, a predicted model, not a curated record
CCGGGGGAGCGCUACUACCAUGAACUGCCUGGUCCUCCUCCCCAGAGCUGCUCAUCAGGGUCGGGCUGGAGACACAGUCAGGGGACCCCGUCGCCGCCGCCGCGCCCCCUCUUCUUUCGGCUCGAUCUUCUCUUCCACCUUUUCCUCCUCUUCCUCCACCUUCUCUUCCUGCAUCCCCCCCUCCCCCGCCGCGGAUCCUGGCCGCUGCUUUCCAGACCCAGGAUGCCGGGGGGCAAGAGAGGGCUGGUGGCACCGCAGAACACAUUUUUGGAGAACAUCGUCAGGCGCUCCAGUGAAUCAAGUUUCUUACUGGGAAAUGCCCAGAUUGUGGAUUGGCCUGUAGUUUAUAGUAAUGACGGUUUUUGCAAACUCUCUGGGUAUCAUCGAGCUGACGUCAUGCAGAAAAGCAGCACUUGCAGUUUUAUGUAUGGGGAAUUGACUGACAAGAAAACCAUUGAGAAAGUCAGGCAGACUUUUGACAACUACGAGUCAAACUGCUUUGAAGUUCUUUUGUACAAGAAAAACAGAACCCCUGUUUGGUUUUAUAUGCAAAUUGCACCAAUAAGAAAUGAACAUGAGAAGGUGGUUUUGUUUCUAUGCACUUUCAAGGAUAUUACAUUGUUCAAACAGCCAAUAGAGGAUGAUUCAACAAAAGGUUGGACAAAAUUUGCCCGAUUGACACGGGCUUUGACAAAUAGCCGAAGUGUUUUGCAGCAGCUAACGCCAAUGAAUAAAACAGAGGUGGUCCACAAACAUUCAAGAUUAGCUGAAGUUCUUCAGCUGGGAUCAGAUAUCCUUCCUCAGUAUAAGCAAGAAGCGCCAAAGACGCCACCACACAUUAUUUUACACUAUUGUGCUUUUAAAACAACUUGGGAUUGGGUGAUUUUAAUUCUUACCUUCUACACCGCCAUUAUGGUUCCUUAUAAUGUUUCCUUCAAAACGAAGCAGAACAACAUAGCCUGGCUGGUGCUGGACAGUGUGGUGGACGUUAUUUUUCUGGUUGACAUUGUUUUAAAUUUUCAUACGACCUUUGUGGGGCCUGGUGGAGAGGUCAUUUCUGACCCCAAGUUGAUAAGGAUGAACUAUCUGAAAACUUGGUUUGUGAUUGAUCUGUUGUCUUGUUUACCUUACGACAUCAUCAAUGCCUUUGAAAAUGUAGAUGAGGGUAUCAGCAGUCUCUUCAGUUCUUUAAAAGUGGUGCGUCUCUUGCGACUGGGCCGUGUGGCUAGGAAAUUGGACCAUUACCUAGAGUAUGGAGCAGCGGUCCUUGUGCUGCUGGUUUGUGUGUUUGGAUUAGUUGCUCACUGGCUGGCCUGCAUAUGGUACAGCAUUGGGGACUACGAGGUCAUUGAUGAAGUCACCAACACCAUCCAGAUAGACAGUUGGCUCUACCAGCUGGCCUUGAGCAUUGGGACUCCGUAUCGAUACAAUACCAGUGCAGGGAUAUGGGAAGGAGGACCCAGCAAGGAUUCACUAUACGUGUCCUCUCUCUACUUUACCAUGACAAGCCUUACAACCAUAGGAUUUGGAAAUAUAGCUCCUACUACUGAUGUGGAGAAGAUGUUUUCGGUGGCCAUGAUGAUGGUUGGCUCUCUCCUUUAUGCAACUAUUUUUGGAAAUGUUACCACAAUUUUCCAGCAAAUGUAUGCCAACACCAACCGGUACCACGAGAUGCUGAAUAAUGUUCGGGACUUCCUGAAACUCUAUCAGGUCCCCAAAGGCCUUAGUGAACGAGUCAUGGAUUAUAUUGUUUCAACAUGGUCCAUGUCAAAAGGCAUUGACACAGAGAAGGUCCUCUCCAUCUGUCCCAAGGACAUGAGAGCUGAUAUCUGUGUUCAUCUAAACCGGAAGGUUUUUAAUGAGCAUCCUGCUUUUCGAUUGGCCAGCGAUGGGUGUCUGCGCGCCUUGGCGGUAGAGUUCCAGACUAUUCACUGUGCUCCCGGGGACCUCAUUUACCAUGCUGGGGAAAGCGUGGAUGCCCUCUGCUUUGUGGUGUCGGGAUCCUUGGAAGUCAUCCAGGAUGAUGAGGUGGUGGCUAUUUUAGGGAAAGGGGAUGUAUUCGGAGACAUCUUCUGGAAGGAAACCACUCUUGCUCAUGCGUGUGCCAAUGUCCGUGCCCUGACAUACUGUGACCUCCACAUCAUCAAGCGAGAAGCCUUGCUCAAAGUCCUGGACUUCUACACAGCUUUUGCAAACUCAUUCUCAAGGAAUCUCACUCUUACCUGCAAUCUAAGGAAACGGAUCAUUUUCCGCAAAAUCAGUGAUGUGAAGAAAGAAGAGGAGGAGCGCCUCAGGCAGAAGAAUGAGGUCACCCUCAGCAUCCCUGUGGACCACCCGGUCAGGAAGCUCUUCCAGAAGUUCAAGCAGCAGAAAGAGCUGCGGAAUCAGGGGUCAACACAGAGUGACCCUGAGCGGAACCAGCUGCAGGUGGAGAGCCGCUCUUUGCAGAACGGAGCCUCCAUCACCGGUACCAGUGUGGUCACCGUGUCACAGAUCACACCCAUUCAGACAUCUCUGGCCUACGUGAAAACCAGCGAGUCCCUCAAGCAAAACAACCGCGAUGCCAUGGAGCUCAAGCCCAGUGGCGGUGCUGACCCCAAAUGUCUCAAAGUCAGCAGCCCCAUAAGAAUGAAGAAUGGAAACGGGAGAGGGUGGCUGCGACUCAAGAAUAACAUGGGAGCCCAUGAGGAGAAAAAGGAAGACUGGAAUAACGUCACCAAAGCCGAGUCGAUGGGGCUGCUGUCCGAGGACCCCAAGGGCAGCGAUUCAGAGAACAGCGUGACCAAAAACCCGCUGAGGAAAACAGACUCUUGUGACAGUGGCAUUACAAAAAGUGACCUUCGUUUGGAUAAGGCUGGAGAGGCGCGAAGCCCGCUGGAGCACAGCCCCAUCCAGGCUGAUGCCAAGCACCCCUUUUAUCCCAUCCCCGAGCAAGCCUUACAGACCACGCUGCAGGAAGUCAAACUCGAACUCAAAGAGGACAUCCAGCUGCUCAGCUGCAGAAUGACUGCCCUGGAGAAGCAGGUGGCAGAAAUUUUAAAAAUACUCUCAGAAAAAAGCAUGCCCCAGACCUCUUCUCCCAAAUCCCAAAUGCCGCUCCAAGUACCUCCCCAAAUACCAUGUCAGGAUAUUUUUAGCGUUUCAAGGCCUGAGUCACCUGAAUCAGACAAAGAUGAAAUUCACUUUUAAUAUACAUAUAUACAUAUAUAUUUGUUAAUAUAUUAAAAACGGUAUAUACAUCUAUAUACAUAUGUGUGUAUAUACAGUAUAUACAUAUAUAUAUAUAUAUAUAUUUUCACUUGCUUUCAAUAUGAUGAACACUAUGGAUUUUGAUAUGUAAAUAUUGCAUGUCCAGCUGGAUUCUGGCCUGCCAAAGAAGAUAAUUAUUAAGAACCUAGAUAUUGCUUGUAUAUUAUGCAGUUGACUGCAUGCACACUUCACAUUGGUUUAUAAUCUCUAUUCUAUAAUUUUAAAAAGUAUGACUUCUGUUAACCAAGGCAAUGUAAUAGUUAAAGAAUCAGGGUCCAACCUGCCAAUGUUGCCAUGACAAAUCUGAUCUCAGGCUGAGUAUAUUGAAGCUGUCAUUUCCUCACUGUUCUGUUAAGUUAAAACUAUAAAUUAAUGCCAAGGAAGCAUUCAACCUUUUAAACUGUUAGUGCCAUUUUGUGAUCUCUUUCCAUAGGAUAUUUUUCCGUAACUUAGUGUUAGGUUAUUUUCCCCAACAGGCAGUGUGUGCUCCAUUUAAAGGACUGUUUUGUUGCCUCUGUCAGAUAGCAGUGUGGGAUAUCGAGAACUAAUUGCUGUGGGGUUCGUGCAUGAACUGCAUUUUCGCUCAACUAUACCUCUCCUUUUUUAACAUUAUACUUAGAUAGUAAUCAUUAACUCUUCUGUAAGGAUAUCCCUACUCCCUCCGUCUUGGAGACUGGCCACCAUCUUGUAAGCUGAUUUUAUCAACCCCAUAAAUACUGAACUAUUAAUGUAGUGUAUAUUAUUAUAGAAAUACUGCACCACAGGGUAAAAGGGUGUCUUAACAAUUCAUGUUAGAGAUGCUGAUUUUCCAAAGGUGAUGAAUGUUCUAAAUUUGUGUUUUUUAGACUUGUUCAAGGGUGAAGUUGAAAGGCGCUUAGCAAAGAAACAAGCAAACAAAAAAAAUUUAAGUAAUCAUUUAAAACAUUUAACUAUAAUGAUAUAAAAUAAAACAGAAUGUAAACAGAGAAGUUCUUAUAGUAUAUCUGUGACUUAGAAAGAAUGAAACACAGGUACGGAAUUGUUCACACCUGAUUCUUACUGCUUAUAGAGGUAACGCGUGAAAUGUGGUUUAAACAAACUAAAAAGUAGAUGUUAAGUUGCUCAACUCAGAUAACCGCUUUUGUAUACUUUUAUUCUGGUUACAAUUUUCUAAAGCUUUUUGCACACAGUUCUACUGCUGGACUUCUGCUGGGCUGAGACAAUAGACUGCUGCAGCUCAGGCAGAUCCACUUGUGAAAGGAGGGUACUGAAGACGGAAUUCCAGAGUCUUUUGGGCCACAAAUCCUCUUCUUAGAAAGUGCCUAUUAUCAACUAAAAAAGAAAAAGUAAACAAGGUUGUGUAUAGCUAGGCCUUUAAAUCCAUUGAGAAUAAAAUGCACAUUCAUGAGUAAGAACCCAGAAAAAAAUUUAUUUCUUUUAACUAAAGUUUAUGAAGUUGAUCAGAAAGGCAUACUUUUAAAUUGGUACGUGCAUGACAUUUCAUAGUGGGAGCAGGGCAGUUAAUGUUUGCAUCAAGUUGAAAGUAUAUAGCAGCCAUUUGUAUAUUAUUGGACCACCUGUACAUAGAUGUUAACAACAUACACAAGAUGACAGGAAGUCAAAGGAGAUACUUUGAUGUAUUGUACCCGUUUGUAUGAGCUUUUUAAACUAUCUCCAAGCAUCCCCAAACAAAGCCACCAGAACCGAAAGACAAGUUACCACAAUCAGACUGGAGAAGUGCAAAACAGAAUGAUUUAUAAAAACAGUUGCUAUUUUACAGUUUCUAUUAGCGCUUCUUCACAUGCCCACAAGAUGUGCCUCUUGAAUUCAGGAGUCUCAGAACAGAUGUUAUGUGCCACGGGUUCCAUUUUCCUUUCUUUGUGCCCAUAACUCCUGUGACUCAUCAUGGCAGUUUUCAGGGAAGCAAGUCUCCAUGCUGUGCUACAGUAUCUACCUACCUUAGGCACAAGGCAGCGAGGUAACCACAGUGUAAGGAAUCAGCCUUGAAGUUGGGACUCCGUUGCUUUUGUGGUGAGGAUCGUACCUUUCUCUUGACCUCUGACAUUUAUUGAAUUUCAGGGUAUUUUCUAUUUAACCAUGUAUGAAGCAAGCUUGACUAAGCUUUUAAAAGUGAGUGAGUGGUAAAAAUAAUCUGAGCACAGACAUGGUCUAUUUAACUUUAGCCGCAUGCUUCAAAAAUAACUGUCGGUGUGAGGGUCUAAGGGUGACCGUGAAACAGCAGGACAAUUUGAAGUUGCAAUCCAUGCCUUUGCUUUUUAGCGUUGCUAAUAUUUCCUGUGUUCUGACAUUGACUCAGAGCUUCAUCUAAUUGACCUACCAGGUUAUUGAUCAUAUAUAUGGGAAAGGAACAUAUGGUUUUGAACUGCUUCCGGUUGUCACUAAGGAGGGAAAAGUAUCUGUUGCUUGUUUAUGGUGCAGUUAUCACAGUAUUCUUCUCCAGCCACCUCUGUUCCUGUGUGCAUGAUAUGAUGAGGUGCUGAAUGCACUCUGCUGUUUUCAGCAGGAAUGCAUGUGUUCAGCAAACACUGUAUAUAGAGUAGUCUUUUAGGUUCCCAGAUGCCACAACUCUUACCAGUUGAACUUACACAGAUUUGAAUGAAGGGUGACCACUUGCUUGAAUACAUGCAGUAAUGAUACAGCCACAUUCUGUGUUGCCUCAACCAGCAUAAAGACAGUCAAUUCUCUCUGAGGGGACCAGAUGACUGCAUGUUUUAUUCUUACACAGUAUAGAUGCUCUCGGUGCAUCCAGAAUAAAAUAUUUAUUAUUAUCUUUCUGAACAAUGUAAUAAUAGGAGUAAAUAGGUAUGUGUUUAAAAUUUGAACAUUUUCCAAAGCAACUUACACACCUUUGAUAUGUUUCUAUGGUAACAUGUAAGUUUAGAUGCUGGACCCUGGACAGGUGGUUGUAAUGCGAUAGCAGAAAUCAAACAGAAACGGAAAUGUGAGCUGAGUAUCACAACAGCAAGUUUCGUCAGGCUGUGUUAGGACAUGAUUGCACUAAAUGUGACCUAGUAGACAGAGGAGCUUAUGAUAAACAGCAAAUAGGAACGCAAAGGGCAGAUGACAGUGCCGAAGCUGCUAGUGUCCCACAUUGACAUAAAUAGUCCUUGGAAUGGUUCCAGGCAUAGACGUUGAAAAGAGACACAUACCUCGUUGUUAAAAUGGAAAACUUAUUAUGACACUGGUUUCAUCUCACAUUAAGUAUGGAAGUACAAAUGUCCCAAGUAUUCAGUUUAAAAAAAUUAUAUAGAUCAGAGCAAGAGAAUUAGAAAGUUUGGGGUUCUGAUUUCUCCUAAGAAUAGAUGUCUGCUCCUGGAGUACCCAGCACUUUAAUGGGAAUAUUAAUUAUGACCACUAACUAGCAUGCCAUUUUGAAAAUUAAUCUUAUAGGAGCCCCUCAAAAAAACCCACAACUUUCCUUCCUUAAAUUUAAGGAAAUUUUGUUGACUUUUGAGAUCUGACCCAUUUACUGUUCUAUUUCAAAUAACUAAAUUCUUUUAGGAAACUUUUUUUUUUAAUUUGUCCUCAGAGCAAUGACUGUUUUUGAAGUGUGCAGUGGCUGAUGCUAGUGAAAUUAUUUGUCAUAUUCCUAAUGAAUUCUACAAUCUUCUAUAAUUUUUAUCUUUUAAGCUACUUUGUCUCUUUUCCAAAAUUUUAUGUAGGUAAUGAGAAAAUUUGUCUAGGAUGUACAUGUCAUACAUGGAUAGCUCUAAAAUAUGAAUAUUUUGUCAUUAUGUCAAUGUUGUAUUUCAUAUUUUGUUCCGUAGAAGAGUAUUUCUCUUGUGGUCUUGCUGGAAAGGGAGAGGAGAAGGCAUAAUUUUUUGGAAAACUAGGAUCCAGCCCCUAGGAUGAAUAUCUGAGCUCUGUCUUGGGUUCUGCAUCUAGCUUUGCACAAUCACAGUGUAACUCUGGGCAAGUUAACUGUUUUUUGAUGUAUCCGGGGCUUCAGUUUCCCCACUAAUAAAUAAUAAAAUGAAGAUAA